This is a messenger RNA of Uncinocarpus reesii 1704, 1419 nucleotides long. RefSeq lists its product as uncharacterized. The transcript has 6 exons. Bases 1 to 1419 code for a protein of 472 amino acids. NCBI's taxonomy places the organism in Eukaryota, Fungi, Ascomycota, Eurotiomycetes, Onygenales, Onygenaceae. The record is from RefSeq and is a predicted model, not a curated record.
AUGGAGCAAACCAGCCAGAGUGCAACACUGAACGAGAUCCUAGCCACUCUCAAAAGCAUCCAGCAUGAUCAUUCAAAGCUUUCACUCGCAGUCGAUACAAUAAGUGCGCGUGUAGACAAACUUGCGGUUGCUGAUCCUAAAACAAUCGUAACACAUUCUAAGGAUGCUACCUCAAAUCAACCAACUUCUAUCCCCUCUACGCCGACUCAACCCUCGAAACCCUCCAUUUCAAGCGAGGAUGUGAGCGCAAAAGAUACUAAGCGAAGUCAAUCUACCACGUCGCGCAUCAUCUUGACAACCUACCCCGGUCAGUCGGGUAUAGAUCCCAUACCGAUGGAUUGGGGUAACAAAGAACCCAUUCGACGAGGGCCAGUGGUCGUGAGUCGACAUCAAAACACUGUCCGGAGACGAAAUGCAAUCGGUGCUCACGGCGGUUCGUAUGCUAUAUAUCAUGCGCUGGCGGUCGCAAGCAAGCACUUGGACCUUGAACACAGACCGGAUUUCACGAACACCGAGCCAGCUGCAAACAUUGGACCAUUUCCGCAAUGGGCUGAUAAGAAGAAGAUUGUAUCUAUGGACCCGCUGGGGCAUUUGGCACCGUGGAUCUUCAAAGAUAUUAUCACAAAGGAGAAUAUCGAUAUUCGGCCCACGAUCGCGGUAACGAAAGCACAUAUGAAACUACCGGAGCUGGAACAAAGUGUGCGUUCAGGGCGCUUGGUGCCAGAUGGAAAAAUCUGCCUAAAUGAAAUGGGAGAAUUAGCCGUCACAAAAAUAGCCGUGGAGCCAGUUUGGUAUUUGCCCGGCGUCGCAGAAAGAUUCGGAAUAGAUGAGGGAACGCUCCGCCGCGCCCUUUUCGAGGUCACUGGAGGCUCUUACCCCGAGCUGAUCACCAGAGGAGACAUUAAACUCUUCCUUCCACCGAUUGGCGGGUUGACCGUCUACUGUUUCGGCGAUCCCGCAAAAAUGUCUGAUCCCAACGUGCGCCUUGCUCUUCGUGUCCAUGACGAAUGCAACGGGAGCGAUGUGUUCGGUUCAGAUAUUUGCACUUGCCGUCCUUACUUGAUUUUUGGAGUAGAGGAAGCGGUCAAAGAAGCGCAGAAAGGAGGGAGCGGCGUAGUAAUUUACUUCCGCAAGGAGGGUCGUGCACUUGGCGAAGUCACCAAAUAUCUGGUGUAUAAUGCCAGAAAACGUGGCUCGGAUCGUGAGAACCCUAUUAUAGUAUUGCAUUGGCUGGGCAUAACGAAGAUCGAUAGAAUGCUUAGCAUGUCCAACAUGAAACACGAUGCUAUCGUUGAACAAGGAAUACCAAUUCUUGAACGAGUCCCAAUUCCCGAUGAAUUAAUACCGGAAGAUAGCCGCGUCGAGAUUGAUGCAAAGAUACACUCUGGUUAUUCUAGCAUUGAUACGGGUCGUUAUUAG